Messenger RNA from Labrus bergylta (ballan wrasse), 2548 nucleotides. RefSeq names its product cellular communication network factor 4a (gene ccn4a). Gene Ontology annotation, biological process: signal transduction; cell adhesion. Gene Ontology annotation, cellular component: extracellular region; extracellular matrix. Lineage: Eukaryota; Metazoa; Chordata; Actinopteri; Labriformes; Labridae. The record is from RefSeq and is a predicted model, not a curated record. Gene Ontology annotation, molecular function: integrin binding; heparin binding.
ACCGGGGCUCUCCGGGGAGGAGAAGGAGGAGGAUCGGGUGAAAGUGGAGCAAAAGGAAAGAGAAAGAACCGUCCCCUCGCACACUCAGAAGUAUGCGGGGCUCGUCCUUACAGACCUUACGUCAGUCGGGACUCUUCAACAGGCUGUCAGCCGCGGUCCGGACCCAGACAGAGGUGGUGGAGGAGAUCAAGAUGACAGAAAGGGCACGAGGAGGAUGUAACACACCUGCGGGGAGCUGCGUGGCGAGCGUUUAACGCGGGACUCAUUCCGGAUUCAAUGCAUUUGCACUUUCACACCAGUGAUGAGUUGGCUCCUGUUGUGGAUUCUCACUGCCGCCGGGAUUCAACAGGCCUACUCCCAGAAUUCCACUGCCAUGCCACCCACCACAGCAGUCACUACCCAAGUUGCCGACCUCUUCAACCGGACGCAGUACUGCAAGUGGCCCUGCGAGUGUCCUGAGGUCACCCCAGCCUGUCCGCCAGGCAUCAGCCUCCUCAUGGACGGCUGCGACUGUUGUAAGGCCUGCGCCCGGCAGGUGGGGGAGGUGUGCAACGAGGCUGACACCUGUGACUACCACAAGGGACUGUACUGUGACUACAGCUCGGACAAGCCUAGGUACGAAAAAGGAGUGUGUGCAUAUAUGGUGGGAACCGGCUGCGAGCAUGAUGGGGUGAUUUAUCGUAAUGGGCAGAGCUUCAGUCCCAGCUGUAAAUAUCAAUGUGUGUGUGUGAACGGUGCCAUCGGCUGUGUCCCUCUGUGCACAGAGUCCCAGCCUCCGCGGGUGUGGUGCCAAAACCCGCGCAGGGUCAAAGUCCGAGGGCAGUGUUGUGAGCAAUGGAUCUGUGAUGAAUCCAAAAGAGGGCGUAAGACAGCGCCGCGGCACGCAGUAGAGGCUCCCCCAGCUGAAACCAGGAGCUGGCACAAGAACUGCAUUACCCAGACUACCUCAUGGAGCCCCUGUUCAAAGACGUGUGGCCGUGGUCUGUCCAUGAGGAUCUCUAACGCCAAUGACCAAUGUGAGCUCAUCAAAGAGUCUCGCCUCUGCAACCUACGGCCCUGUGAGGUUGACAUCACCAAACACAUUAAGCCGGGGAAAAAAUGUCUAAACAUCUACAGGGAAGACCAGCCCUCAAACCUCACCAUCUCUGGCUGCACCAGCAAGAAGCAGUACCGGCCCAAAUACUGCGGCGUCUGCACCGAUGAGCGCUGUUGCAUCCCCUACAAGUCCAAAACCAUCGACGUAGACUUUGAGUGUCCUAACGGGUCUGGGUUCACCUGGAAGAUGUUGUGGGUCCAGGCCUGCUUCUGCAACCUCAGCUGCAAAAACCCCAACGACAUCUUUGCAGAGCUGGAGAGUUACUAUGGUUACCCAGAAGUCAUGAACUAACAGGUGUCAGUCAUGCUCUCUGCCUUCGGGAGCAUCCACACCAAACCUGACCUAUUUGUGCUUUGCAGUGUUUUGUAUUUGUGUUGUGUGUGUUGAAGUAUAAGGGAUUUUCUUAUUGUCUUUUUUUUUUCCUAUUGGAAAAUGUGUAAAUAUACUAAAUUGCUAAAUAUUUUAAGAACUGUUUUGCACAAAAAAUGUAAGAGUGUGAAAUAUUGAAGGCUUAACUUAUUUAUGGAGCUUUUUGAUUUGUAAUAAUAUUUCUGCCAAACAUUGUCUGUCUUUAACAUACAGGUAGAUGCUUAUUCUUUCUGUAUAUAUUUUACUUUAAAUGCCAUCAUUUGUUCUUAUUUGUAUGUUUUCAAAGGAAGAAAUGGACCAAAAUGCAAAAGACAAAGGCUUAUUUUAUGCCCACGUGUUUAAAUAUGCAAUAAAGACACGAUGAGGGAAGAUCAGUUACAAGUUUUUUUUUAUUAUUUUUAUAAUAAAUACAAACUGUUAUGUCAUUGUAAUGCUUUUCUACAGCAUUACACUGUUUUGAAUAGCAUCUUUACAAAGCAGCUGUUCUUUAAAGUAAAGCGUUGCUGUAGUGCAAGUACAAUACAGGAGCAGAAGGUGUAAGGUAAGUUCUACAGCUAGCCUCAUGUUAACAUGUGGAGCCAUCACGUCGCUCACCCAAAGACCCACAACCACAUCUACAGUGAACAAAUCCAUGGCACAUCUUUGUUCCUAUGAGCUUGAUUGCAUAGAAAUCCUCAUAAAAAAAGUUUUGUCUGAAGCCAUGAUCCAUUAAUAAAGCAUAAGAUAUAAAAGAUUUUGAAUUUGUGAUCCAGGCUGCGUUUUGAUUUACAAACAAAGCACACAGUCUCAUUGGAAUGUAAUAAAAAAGUUAACACCAGAUUCCUGAAAAGACCGCAGACAGGAAACUGUUAAAAUUACAGGGAAUGUUUUGGAUAACAGACAUUUGUAAAAAAUACAAGUUUAUUUGCUGUGUAUGAAUGACACACAUGAAGUCUGUCCCUUCAUUUUCAAAGUUACAAGGCAAACUGCCAGUUUUAUUUAUCUAAGUGCCUCCCCAUCCUCUCCACAUCUACAAAUCUGCUCCUAAGCACAAACAACAAAACCUCAAACAUGGAAAAGGGAAGAGUAAAUGAUCAAAAAAAA